AUGUCUUCAGGCAAAGUUGUAGCACCUCCAUCGAUCACCUCAGCCAUCCCAGCUGGCAAAGCCGGAAAUCCCUCAGCUCCCUCGUCUUCUUCAACACGACAAAGACAAUCCAAUGGCGCUGGAAGUGCUCGCGUUCCCACAAAGGACUCUGUUUAUGAGAACAAGCGGAAGGUCUAUGAGCAGACAAUGGACACACUGUCGAAGGAAAUUGAUUCCCUUAAGGCAAAAUCUGUGGAGCUUUCUGAAAAAAUCAAGCUCCUCGUAUCCGGUGAAGAAGGAAAAGCCGAAAGAGAAGCUAUCUUUACAGCUCUUCAGAAGAUGAGAAAGCAGAAGGAUCAGCUGAUGGAAGAGCGCAAUGUGCUUUCCAAGCGUUUGGAUGAAGCCUUGGAAAUCGCCCGCUCUCGCGGUGCAGAGUUGGAUGUUGCUCGCGAAAAACUCCCCUGCAAAAGACGCGAAGACAUCGAUCAAAAGAUAGCCGAUCUCAAUCGAAGCAUCGAGUCUGGCGUGUCUCUUUCUGAAGAAAAAAAACUUGUCGCAGAAAUCUCCAAGCUGCACAAAGCGCGACGCUCUUUUGAUGCAAUCUCUUCGCUCGUCGCUGGAAAAGAUCAAAUUGAUGCGCAAGUUGAAUCGAUCCGCUCUUCAAUGAAGAAGCUAGAUCCUGAAUUGAAAGCGUUGAAGGCGCACAUCAAAGAAGAAAACGAAAAAUACACGCAACUUCUAACCCGGAAUAGCAGCUCCACCAACGCCAUUCAAUCUAUGCGUAAAAAUCUUGAGGAGAUUCGUUCCCAAAUCGACAAAAAGUUCAAGGAAAGAUCCAGUGCAUAUGAAGCCUUUUCUUUGGCAAAGGAGGCCCAUAAGGAAUGGGCUUCCGAGCGCCAGGAAAAAUACCAGGCACUUCUUGUGAGAAGAGAAAUCGAGAACGAAAUAAACGAUCUUGAAAUCGAACUCCAUUCGCUUUCCGUUGACAAGAUCCCGAAAGAAGUUGAGAGCUUAGAGGCUCUGGAAAAUGUUCUGUCUGCAUUUAUAGCACCCUCAAAGGAGGCAGAGAAAAAGAUGCCGUCUGGCUCCACUCCUGCUCCACGCCCCGUGGAAGGCAUCGAUGAAAAGAAGUUUGUUGUUUUGGAAAAGACAGAAGAGUCUUAUUUUGUUGGAAAAAAAGCCAAUCCCAAGCCAGCAUCUUUGCGUGCGACAAGCAGUACCGCACAUGCGGCCACAAAAACGGCGAAAACAUCCUCCAUUUCGCUUCCACAUUGGGUCUCGCUUGAUUUGGAGGUCUAUGCCAUUGGGGCUGUCCAUUCCUCCGAUGAUGCCAAGAAGGCCAUUGAGCGCAUUACCGAAAUGAAGCAAAAAAUUGUGGAAGCAAGCCGAUCUGCAAACAAAGAUAAAGAGGAGGAAAGAUCCCAGCUUCGCGCUAAAAUCGACGCCUUGAAAGCCAAGCUUUCCGAAGCAAAAGAUACCACCAAGUAUUCCGAAGCAAAAGAUACCACCAAGCCCUCUCAAUAA
Molecule: messenger RNA, 1503 nt
Organism: Mitosporidium daphniae
Lineage: Eukaryota; Fungi; Microsporidia
Exons: 1
Coding region: 1-1503 (500 amino acids)
Biological process (GO): intracellular mRNA localization
Cellular component (GO): ribonucleoprotein complex; endoplasmic reticulum; nuclear outer membrane-endoplasmic reticulum membrane network
Molecular function (GO): mRNA binding
Source: RefSeq, a predicted model, not a curated record